Linum trigynum is the source of this 478-nucleotide messenger RNA. The record is from the annotation of a GenBank genome assembly. Lineage: Eukaryota; Viridiplantae; Streptophyta; Magnoliopsida; Malpighiales; Linaceae.
ACUGACAAAGCCAUAAUCCCUAAUCCUUCUCUGUUUCUUCUCCCAGCUCUUGGCGCGUUGUUCUUCCGUAGGUUCCAAUCCAGCGAAAAUGCAGGCCAGCGAUAGGUUUAACAUCAACUCCCAGCUCGAACAUCUCCAGGCCAAGUACGUCGGCACCGGCCAUGCCGAUAUGAACAGAUUCGAGUGGGCGGUGAACAUUCAGCGAGAUAGCUAUGCUUCUUAUGUUGGCCACUACCCAAUGCUGGCUUACUUUGCUGUUGCUGAGAACGAGUCCAUUGGAAGAGAGCGCUACAACUUCAUGCAGAAAAUGCUUCUGCCCUGUGGCCUACCACCUGAAAGAGAAGAUGAAUGAAUCUUGGUUAGAUGCCUGGAAUUAUGGAGCCUCACCUCCAAGGUUAAGAUCCAGCAAUUCCAUCCUAUGAGUGCUUGACUCGUAUGUUCAACGGGAUGAGUAAAUGUUCGAUGCCAGUAAAUCGAA